CGUCUAAAAAGCAGUCACAAAAAGUACUGUGCACAAUUCUGCAAAGUUCAGCAAUUCAUCCAGCACACAAUGUCGGAAUUCCAGAAGGUCGUUGUGAUUGACGCUAAGGGUCAUCUCCUUGGACGUUUGGCAUCUGUUGUCGCCAAGCAGCUUUUGGGUGGUCAAAAGGUUGUUGUUGUUCGCUGUGAAGAGUUGAACAUCUCUGGUAGCUUCUUCCGUAACAAGCUUAAGUACCUUGCCUAUUUGCGCAAGACUUGCCGUUACAACCCUACUCGUGGUGCUUUCCACUUCCGUGCUCCUUCUCGUAUCUUCCAAAAGGCAGUUCGUGGUAUGCUUCCCCACAAGAGCCCUCGUGGUCAAGCUGCUUUGGAGCACUUGCAAGCUGUUGAAGGUGUUCCACCUCCUUUUGACAAGCAAAAGCGUGUUGUUGUCCCUGCUGCCCUUCGUGUCUUGCGUCUCAAGCCCGGCCGUAAGUACUGCACUGUCGGCCGCCUUUCUUCUGAGGUUGGCUGGAAGUACGCCGACGUUGUUUCCAAGUUGGAAGAACGCAGAAAGGUCAAGAGCGCUGCUUUCUACCAAGCCAAGCACUCCAAGCAAAAGAAGGUUGCUGCUGCCAAGUCUGCUUCUUUUAUCAACCAAAAGCUUGCUUCCUAUGGUUACUAAAUGAGCAUCUUCGCUUCUUCUGGUUUUGCCCUAUUAGCUACGUAGGAAAUUGAAUAUGAGCACCAAGUCCCUUUCUUGUUAUUUUAUGUAUUGUAUAUACUUAAUUCCUGGUGUUUAGCGUGUAAUUAUUAUACAAGCUG
This is a messenger RNA of Schizosaccharomyces octosporus yFS286, 803 nucleotides long. RefSeq names its product 60S ribosomal protein L13/L16. Bases 70 to 663 code for a protein of 197 amino acids. Lineage: Eukaryota; Fungi; Ascomycota; Schizosaccharomycetes; Schizosaccharomycetales; Schizosaccharomycetaceae. Gene Ontology annotation, biological process: translation; negative regulation of translation. The transcript has 2 exons. Gene Ontology annotation, cellular component: cytosolic large ribosomal subunit; ribosome. Gene Ontology annotation, molecular function: structural constituent of ribosome; mRNA binding. The record is from RefSeq and is a predicted model, not a curated record.